Messenger RNA from Beta vulgaris subsp. vulgaris (sugar beet), 1197 nucleotides. RefSeq lists its product as uncharacterized. Gene Ontology annotation, molecular function: nucleic acid binding. Bases 1 to 1197 code for a protein of 398 amino acids. The transcript has a single exon. Lineage: Eukaryota; Viridiplantae; Streptophyta; Magnoliopsida; Caryophyllales; Amaranthaceae. The record is from RefSeq and is a predicted model, not a curated record.
AUGGCCCUCCUAAACAGUUCUACUGAUAACACCUCAACACCAUCCCCAUCAGCUCAACCCACACCACAAAUUCACCCACCUUUUGAUCUCAAUCAUCCUCGACAACUAAGGAAUAGGACAAGUAUAAGAUCAACAGCAGCAGCAUUAGGUAUGCACAAGUCAACCUUGCACAGGUUGGUGAAAAGGGGUGCUAUAAAAAAACAUACUAAUGCCAUCAAACCACAUCUGACCCCAGCACAUAGGGUUGCAAGGGUGUUGUGGUGUUUGGGUUCCAUCAUACCAAACACUAUCCAAACAAUACCAAAAUUCAGCAACAUGUACAAUUUGGUUCAUGUGGAUGAGAAAUGGUUUUGCAUGAGCGAAAUUUCUCAGAGGUACUACCUAGCCAUAAGUGAAGCAGAACCAUAUAGAAGAUGCAAAAGCAAGAGAUUCAUAAUCAAGAUCAUGUUCAUAGCUGCACUAGCAAGGCCAAUUAUCACAGUCAAUGGAGAGGUCAUUUUUGAAGGGAAGAUACGAAUCUUCUCAUUCAUAGAAGAGGUGGCAGAAAAGAGGUCAAGUUGUAACAGAGAUGCAGGGGUGAUUGAAACCAAACCUCAACUAAGCAUCACAAAAGAAGUCAUAAGAAAGAAGCUAAUAAAGCACAUACUGCCAGCCAUAAGAGAGAAGUGGCCAGAGGAUGGAUGCAAGCAAAUAUGGAUUGUUCAAGACAAUGCAAGGCCACACAUAGCAAGUGAUGAUGCUCAAUUCAACUUAGAGGCAAAAAAAGAUGGAUUUGACACAAGCUUAAUCAAUCAGCCAGCACAAUCUCCUGAUAUGAAUGUGUUAGAUCUUGGUUUCUUUAAUGCAAUUCAAAUAUUAAAAGAUCAACUUGCACCUAGAAGUGUGAAACACUUGGUGAAGGCAGUGAACAAGGCCUAUGACAAUUAUGAUCCUAAGCUAUGCAAUCAUAUAUGGCCAACUCUACAGCAAGUGAUGAAGGAGACUCUUAUAGUGAAGGGUAACAACAAUUAUUACCACAUACCACAUAUGGAGAAGAAAUCACUAGAGAGGAGGGGUGAGUUACCAACAUCUAUUGUCAUCAGUCCACAACUAGUAGAAGAGAGCAAAUUAAAAAAUGGGCAUAGGAAGGUCAUUUUGAAGAGGAACAACAAGAAGCAAACUAUGGGGAAUCAGAUUCAGAUGAUGGUAUUGGCAUAA